AAUUGUAAUUAAAUCUCGCAGAUCUUGUUUUAAUAUAUACGUUUCCAAAAUAGAAGUAAUUGGUCACGAUAUUCGCGAUUCGUGUUAGAAUUAUCGAUUCAUGAUUGCACGCAGAAAUUUUCUAGAUUGACAAGUUAAUAAUAUUAGUAACGUUCGUUAAAUAAUAUUUAAUAUAGCGUAGAAGCGGAGAAUGAAAUGUUCUUGCGCAUGUUUGAAAAAUUGCGCCGGCGCAGUGCAUGGGUUUCCUCGAGUUCACCAGGAUUGGCCGAACGGUUUAGGGUUUAGUAGACCUGUGCACAGCGUCUCGCUUUUUUUAGUACAGUGUGGAGUGCAUCCGGCGCGAUGUUAUGUGGCGUUUUGUGUACUGCAUUGUCAGUUUCCUUCGGUGCACUCGUACAAAUUCUAAUAUUCCUUCUGCAAAAUUCGUACAUCUCGAAAGUACAAGCUUCCCUUCCACCGGGAGCUGAGGAUGAAAUUAUUCUGAUUGAGCAUCUGCCGGGACGUCGAGUUCAUCUUCAAGACUUCUUUUGGUCAGACGCGAAGGAUGCUCCGCCAUGGGUAGACGCUAAUCAAGGCUUGACCUUUUAUGAAACCAGAACAGUUUAUCAUACUGUAACAUUGUACUCGCCAACGGAAGACAAAGACAAUGACAAACCAUUAUUUACUAACUCUAACGAGCCGAAAUGCACUACGUGCAUCGAACCUACCCCGAGAUUGGACGACGAUGAGGAUCAAAAUAUUGGUGUUCUUAUUGGAGAAGAUCCUGGUCCAAGAUAUUGGUUGCUAACAGUUCUUCGUGCUGGUGAGGCCAUACCACCAAAGAUCGAGUUGAAAUUAGCUCGACUGUAUAAAACUGCAUUUUCGAGGCAACAACAACGUCAUCUUGGACUUUUGCAAACGGACACACGAUUCCGAAGAAUUACGAGAGGUCACGCACUUGUUAAAAACAAGGCAGAGAUUGUCAAUCAAGAGGAAACGCUCGAAAUGUCACCGAUUUCAUCAUCUGAGCCAAGAAUUCAAGGAAAUUCAGAUGUUCUUCUUCCAACAACAAGCGUUAACAAUGUCGAAAAUCCUCGUGAACGUCUUCAAACGGAUGAUGUUCAUCUAAAAAAAUUAAAUCUCGUUCAAGAGAAGAUAUUUUAUAAUAAUAACAAUCUGUCCACAACUUCAGUGAAUUUUCAUGAAAAUACUACAGAUUAUACUAGUCAACAAUCCUUGCAAAAUGAUGCAUUAACUUUCAAAUCAUCUUCUACUGGAUAUAAUCUUCAAGAUGAUGGCGACAUUCAAGAUAAUCGUGCAAAAACAUUGAGAAACGAAAUAUUGAAUGACAUUAAUUCAGAGAGCAUAAAUGCAAGUAAAUAUUUGGAGUUGCGUUCCAUGGAUCAUGCUGGAGAUGAGAUUGUUCAAGUUCGAAUGCAAAAUACGAGUGUGACCGAGAGUGGGGCUACGAAAUUGAUCUACUCUGUUCAUCUAGGAGGAAAACCUGUACCUGCAGAAACAGCUGCCAGGGAUAUGGCUCUUUUGUCACCUCAAGAAGUUGCAUUGGAACUUGGUGCGCCAGUUCUCAUUCAGAGUGAACCGUACUUGAAAGAAACACGACCACUGGCUCUUUCAAGAAAAAGAGAUGCAUGGCUAUUAAUCGGUGCAGCAAGUGCUGGUUUUAUAUUAUUAGCAUUGGUCGUCGCGGGAUUAAUUCUUGUAGCAAAAAGGAAAAGAGCACAUAGUGCUGUAGCUGCACCACCGAGUCACCAUAUUUUAAGGAAGAAACAAGAAUACAUUCAAGCAACUGCUGGUGUUGACAAUAAUGCCUGCUCGACGUCGGAAAUGGAAAUUAAGACUGACGGUACCAGUCAGAGACAGACUCCUGGGAGUUUAUCGAGGACUCCGGUUUCUCUUGAAACCCCCGACAGUCUCGAGGCAGGAAUCCACGAAAUUUCAAGCGACGACGAAGAACAGAAAAGUAAAAUACGGGAAUCGAGUCCGUGGGAACAUUCUUCGAAAAGAACCAGAUUGGCGCAUGGAAAAAUGUCACGAACGAAUGCUAUUGACACGCCUCGAACAUCUGAUUCAACAGACGUAAUUGUCGAUCAUCUAGAAACGUUGGAUUCAUUGGAAAAUAAUUACACGAGGCAAGAAGAAGCUACAGCCUCGCCGCAUUCUUACCUUUCUAUGCCAUCUUGCAAGCCAUUCCCCAGCAUGAAAAGUGUUGAACCACUUUCUAGAGUACUGGAACCAGUUAUGGUCAAACAUCUAGAUAUAGACUCACCAGAACUGGUGAGACGAGAAACUAAUCAUUUAGACGUUUAUAGAAGUGAUGAUGCGAAUGAUAAAUUUUUCGCGCGUACUUCGAGCGCUAUCAAAGACCCUGGAGUUGUAGGACCGUUAGUAUGGAAUCUUCGGCGACAAAACUUCUCUGCAGAAGACAAUGGUACAUCUGGCACAGAUGUUGAUCCAACGUAUGCGAUGCCGUCCGGUCCUGUGGGAAAAGCAAGGAGAAGACUUCACGAACUUUUGGAAGAUUCUUUUAGUCUGUUUGGAAGCAGAGAUGCAAAACCAGAAGCACAGUUGCCUGCUACAAGACCAACUUCAGCAGCACGUCCACCAGACAUUCUCACAGUGUUUUCGGAAACAGGAAGAUCUACUCAUACUAGUCCCGUAUCUUCACCAUUAACGGAAAUGGAGACUCGGCCCUCUACUUCAUUUCCAGUGAAAUCCAAUGACGCUAAUAUCGCAGAAAAUGGACAUUCAGUACCAUCGCGAUCUCGCAGCGGUUGGGGUUCCAGACCACUAAGUGCUGGUCCAUUCCAUAGGCCUAAUUUAAUGCCGGAUGUUGACACGAGACGUAUACUUGUAGACAGUCAACUUCCACCAGAAGAUCCAGCAGUACCAUUAAUAGCUUCGAUUAAGAAAGAACUUGAAAAAUUUUCUCCCAAAUAAAUUAAAUACUCGAAGAGGUAAUAGCGUUACAAGUAUUAAACAUCAUAGUACAAUU
This is a messenger RNA of Frieseomelitta varia, 2992 nucleotides long. RefSeq lists its product as uncharacterized. The coding region runs from base 343 to 2937 and encodes 864 amino acids. The record is from RefSeq and is a predicted model, not a curated record. The transcript is spliced from 10 exons. NCBI's taxonomy places the organism in Eukaryota, Metazoa, Arthropoda, Insecta, Hymenoptera, Apidae.